Molecule: messenger RNA, 1061 nt
Organism: Clarias gariepinus (North African catfish)
Lineage: Eukaryota; Metazoa; Chordata; Actinopteri; Siluriformes; Clariidae
Exons: 3
Coding region: 1-813 (270 amino acids)
Source: RefSeq, a predicted model, not a curated record
AUGAGUGCUCAGCCUCUCCUCACAGCAGAGAAGAGAAAGCGAUCCGCUCCAUCUAAAGGGAGAGAAGAGAAGAGACAGAGGAGACAUGACGGCAGGGGAAAAGAGCCUCGGAUCGCCUGCACACACACAGGAGAGCAGUUCUGUAGAGCCUCCAGUCUGUCUGAAGAGGAUCUGCUGCAGAACUUCAACCUCUUCUACAAGACGACAAACAAGGAGAAACAGGACGAAAGCAUCCUCAGGCUCAUGAAUAUCUCACAGCCGAAAAGGCCGCGUGUGGAUCCCAGCGCCGCGCGGAAGGACCGGACUCUCUCAGUCACGUACUUCCUGCUGGGGAAAGGCAGCAUGGACAAGGUUCCUGUCUGCAAAGCGUCUUUCAUCAGUGUGCUGGGUAUCUCUAAGGACAGAGUGGCGCGAGUGUGUCAGUACUUUGCAGCACACAGCGCCCCGAGACCAGAGCUACGGGGCGGAGCCAGGAACGUGGAGGAGAACCAAGCGAAGCGAGACAGCAUUCGGCAGCAUAUCUCCCAGUUCCAGCGCCGGGCGUCUCGCCGUGUUUGGGAGGACGCCACUGGACGUCUGUCUCUACCUGCUGAUUUGACUAUUGCAAAAAUGUAUGCGCUUUUUAAAGAGAAAAACACACAGGCCCAGAUUUCAUACGGCCUUUAUUACUCCGUUUUCAAGACUGAUUUUAAGCUGGGAUUCGGGUCAGCGGGCGGCGAGGUGUCUCCAGCAUGUCAGGGCUUCGAGAUGAAGAAGGAAAGGCCGCAGAUAUCAGAUGAGGAAGAGGAAAAAACUGCACAGGCGGAAAGCUAGGAGCUCCUGUGCUGCCGAAAACCCCAGCGGGGGAAAGGCAGUGUUUAAGAAAGCUCUAGAAGUACGUGCUCGGGGUCGAGCACCACCAUGACGAGGGCUUGUCCCAAACAUAAAAAGAAAAUUUGUUGUAAACGUGAAAAGACAAGAACAAUGAAAAGAGUAACGUGCUGUCGAUUUGAUUUUAUUGGAGUUCUUGGGGGGCCAGUAGUUGCUGGUUAGAUUCGAUUUAACAGCACUGAUGUUUAAAG